Brenthis ino (lesser marbled fritillary) is the source of this 237-nucleotide messenger RNA. NCBI's taxonomy places the organism in Eukaryota, Metazoa, Arthropoda, Insecta, Lepidoptera, Nymphalidae. The record is from the annotation of a GenBank genome assembly.
AUGUCUACUCAAUUAACUAAAUACGCCACAGGCCGUACAGACCAUUGGACAGACCGAUUCCGGCCACGGCGGCCUAUCUCAUUGAGACUAGCCAACUGCACAGGAGAUAUUAUAGUGCAGCGCGUGUCGUUGUGCGCGCAGACACAAGUGCACUCUCUAUUCCUGUCACUCUCAUACUGGUGGGACGACCAUUCGACACGACCAGUGAGAGAUAAGGCGCAGGACCGACGACUUAAC